AUGCUGACGCGAAAUGUAAUGUGGCUUAUUAUUUUGAUCCUUUUAAACACUGUUAUAUUAUUACAAACCGCAAGACAAUGGAGUAACAGACAGCUUUUUCCACCCAGUAAAAUUCCAGAUGAUGGUCUAAAUCCACGACGAGCGGUUGUGAGGCGAAAAAUUGUGUUAUAUCAUAAUUUCUUCCGCACAAAAGUACAACCAACUGCUUCAAAUAUGUUACUAAUGUCCUGGCACGCCGGCGCAGCACGUCAAGCUCAAAAUUAUGCGGAACGAUGCAUAUUUCUGCAGCACAACGACCUACAGGAAAACACUGUGCCAUAUCUAGGAUCUUGUGGACAGAAUCUAUUUGUUGCAGCACAGAAAACCCCAUGGUUUUUUGCGCUUAAAACAUGGUUUUUAGAAUAUCAAAACUUCACAUACGGGUUACCAGUUCAUAAUUUUAAAACAAUUGGACAUUACACACAAAUGGUUUGGGCUACGAGUCACAAAAUUGGAUGUGGACUUGCUCAUUGUCCUGGAGGACCUUGGGGACAUUUUUAUAACUACGUGUGUCACUACUGCCCUGGUGGCAACUAUGAUACAAUAACGCAAUAUCCUUAUAAAGCGGGACCUCCAUGCGGAGACUGUCCACAGAAUUGUGUGCAAGACUCGCUUUGCACUAAUGUGUGUCCAAGAAGGGAUUACUACUCCAAUUGUGACUCCUUGGUAGAGAUGUCAUCAGACAUCUGCCGACAAGGAAUAUGUAACGCCACAUGCCUAUGCGGAUCUAAACGGAUACACAAAAAUUACCCGUGGUGA
Parnassius mnemosyne (clouded apollo) is the source of this 798-nucleotide messenger RNA. NCBI's taxonomy places the organism in Eukaryota, Metazoa, Arthropoda, Insecta, Lepidoptera, Papilionidae. The record is from the annotation of a GenBank genome assembly.